Messenger RNA from Tremella mesenterica DSM 1558, 809 nucleotides. RefSeq lists its product as uncharacterized. NCBI's taxonomy places the organism in Eukaryota, Fungi, Basidiomycota, Tremellomycetes, Tremellales, Tremellaceae. The transcript has 5 exons. Bases 36 to 773 code for a protein of 245 amino acids. Gene Ontology annotation, cellular component: endoplasmic reticulum membrane; endoplasmic reticulum. The record is from RefSeq and is a predicted model, not a curated record.
GACAGAUCGCAAGUGACAUCUGACCAUCCCGAAAAAUGGGUAUAUUUACAAAUGAUCCAACCGACGACGUGAUCGUAUCCGCUUCUUUCCUCGAGACCAACCCUUUCGGCCUCGUCGUUAAUGGCGAGAAUACCGGACUACUUCUACAUCUCCAAAAUGCUGGCAGGAAGAAUUAUACUUUAUUGUCUGCCGGGGCGAGUUAUCAUGAUCCCCUGAAUUACUGGACAUUGACGAGAAACGCUUCGACUUUACGAUACAACAUCCCUCUUCUUUCUGGAACUAACUUCUCCGCGCCCUUCUCCUUGUAUUCCGAACAAAAGCCACAAGAGGUCGGGUUGACAGUAUGGAUCAAUGUUGCCGAACAAACCCCCCAACCGUCUCUUUACACCUUAACAGCUCUCAAUCAAACCGUAUCCGUCGUUGAAACCCAAGCGAAGUGGUACGAUCCCCAAACCCUUUUCCUCUACUUAGUUCUUAUCUCCUUCCUCGGCGCCGGAGCCUGGUUGGCGUACAAUACCUUCUUCCCCACCCUCGCCAAACGGGGAAACAAAAAGACAAAAGCUGUCAAAGCGGUGGUUCCCGCUUCGCCUGGAAAGGCGUAUCCUGAUGUCAAACCUUACGAAGAAGAGUGGAUCCCCGUGCAACAAUUGAAGAGUCGAGCUAGCAAGUUGAAGAAAAGUGGUCAGGAUGGGGAAGCAACGAGCGGAGGUGAAGCGACUAGUGGGGCCGAGUUAAGUGGGGAGAAGGCGAGAAAGAGGAAGGGUAAAAAAUAGGCAUGGGAAUCGCCAUGCAACGUGUUAUCUGCAUUC